UCCUCACCACCAUGGCCUAUGUCACCCUAAAAUUGAACAAAAAACGCUUACUGAAGAUGCCCCAGGACCACAUCCGGGAGUUCCUGCAGGUGACUCUCAAGCAAGCCUGGGACCAGGAUGACAACAUCAUUGUCAAGCACCUUCAAGCUUCCAAGAGGGAUCUGGCCAAGCGACAAUGCCUCCUGCCUCCCCAGGCAAUGCCUGGCCAGUCCUGCAGCCUGGAUCAGCAGCCUGUCAAUGUCCCUGAGCAGCCAGUUCCUGCCCCCACAACACUGCAGGGCACGGAGACAGCUCAGGCCCUGGAGCCACUGUGCCCACACCCUGAAUCUUCAGCACCACUUGCUGAGACUCCCCCCGUGGAACCAGUCACAGCCCAGCUGCAGCAGUUGCCUCAGGUUCCUGGUGAGUGGCCAGAGGCACCCGGGCCCCCAGCUCCAGGCACAGACCUGCUGACCGACCCCGGUGUCUGCACUGCCCUGCUGGGGAAGAAGCACUAUGGGGAUGGGGACUCAAUUCAGUACUUCAGCCCUACAAAGGCUGAUAUGCAGAGCAACGCAUUCCUUCAUACGAGCCCUAAGACCAUGCCCAGCGUGGAGCUGCUCAGCACACACUGGCCGCUGGUGCUGCCCACCUCCACCACCCCUCCUCCCCCAGGCAGUGACUAG
This is a messenger RNA of Ochotona princeps (American pika), 665 nucleotides long. RefSeq lists its product as uncharacterized. The transcript is spliced from 6 exons. Lineage: Eukaryota; Metazoa; Chordata; Mammalia; Lagomorpha; Ochotonidae. Bases 12 to 665 code for a protein of 217 amino acids. The record is from RefSeq and is a predicted model, not a curated record.